Messenger RNA from Stegastes partitus (bicolor damselfish), 3102 nucleotides. It is a transcript of the gene znf366, whose product is annotated as zinc finger protein 366. The transcript has 7 exons. Gene Ontology annotation, biological process: regulation of transcription by RNA polymerase II; embryo development. The coding region runs from base 41 to 2314 and encodes 757 amino acids. The record is from RefSeq and is a predicted model, not a curated record. NCBI's taxonomy places the organism in Eukaryota, Metazoa, Chordata, Actinopteri, Pomacentridae. Gene Ontology annotation, molecular function: RNA polymerase II transcription regulatory region sequence-specific DNA binding; DNA-binding transcription factor activity, RNA polymerase II-specific. Gene Ontology annotation, cellular component: nucleus.
CAGCCACAGCAUCACAGAAAACACACUCAGCCGAAAGAAGAUGGAAAAAGACAGAAUUAACUUCUCACCAGGAAGAAGUCCUUCUCUCAGAGACGAGCUGAGACAGACGGCUCAGCGUGGUUUCUACCUGAACCCAGCUCCGCUCUACAUAAAGCCCCCAAAGUUCUCCCCCUCCAGAUACCCCACCAGAGACACCUACAGUGCAUUCAGCCCACCUGCUUUCUUUCCCAUGCUUGGUCCUGGUUUCACCCAAAGGGAAGGAUCCCAGAAACGCAAAAGAACUCCUUUCAAAGUCGACGCCCAGGGAGGUGAGUCUCCUGACAGGGAGGCCGAAGAGGCAGAAGAAAGCAGCAGUAAGAAGACGGUGGACCUCGCCCACGUUCCCUUCUCCCUCCCACCUCGCCCCAUUCCCUCCCCAUCUGCAAAACCCAUCCCCGGCAUGAUUGAGCUCAACAGACUGCAGCUUCAUCACAGAUCACCGGGUAUGAAUCUACCUGUGCAGGUGAAACAGGAGCCUCUCAGUCCCUCCCCUGUUUGGCCUCCCUCUCCUCUCCUCCUCCACCCUCCCUACUUCCCAUCUCUCCACCACGGCCUCCUCCCGUACCCCUUCUUCAUGCCCGGGCCCGUCAUGCACCUCUCCCCCGGCGCCUUCUACCCCAGAGAGGACCUCAGAUCCGGACCCCGCGACGGAGCUCCUCGAGGCGGAACAACCAGCGCGGAGAAGCUCGGCCUCAACGUUCACGUGGACGACAGCUACUACGUGGACGUAGGAGGGGACCAGAAGCGAUGGAAGUGUCGGAUGUGUGAGAAGUCCUACACCUCCAAGUACAACCUGGUCACACACAUCCUGGGCCACAACGGCAUCAAGCCGCACGGCUGUCACCUGUGUGGGAAGCUGUUCAAGCAGCUGAGCCACCUGCACACACAUCUGCUCACACAUCAGGGCAUGAGGCCUCACAAGUGCCAGGUUUGCCACAAGGCCUUCACCCAGACCAGCCACCUGAAGAGACACAUGAUGCAGCACAGUGACGUGAAGCCGUACAGCUGCAGUGUGUGUGGUCGAGGAUUUGCGUAUCCCAGCGAGCUUCGUGCCCACGAGCUGAAACAUGAAAAAGGUCAAGAGAACGUGUGCGUGGAAUGUGGUCUGGACUUCCCAACGCUGGCCCAGCUGAAGCGGCACCUAACCGUCCAUCGUGGUCCCACCUUGUACAGGUGUGCAGAGUGCCAGAAGACUUUCCAGUAUCCGAGUCAGCUUCAGAAUCACAUGAUGAAACACAAGGACAUCCGACCGUACAUCUGCAGCGAGUGCGGGAUGGAGUUCAUCCAGUCACACCACCUGAAACAGCACACGCUCACUCACAAAGGGGUGAAGGAGCACAAGUGCCGCAUCUGUGGCCGCGAGUUCACCCUGUUGGCCAACAUGAAGCGCCACGUCCUCAUCCACACCAACAUACGAGCCUACCAGUGCCACAUGUGCUUCAAGAGUUUCGUCCAGAAACAGACCCUCAAGGCUCACAUGAUCGUCCACUCGGACAUCAAGCCGUACAAAUGCAAGCUUUGUGGGAAGGAGUUCAACAGGAUGCACAACCUAAUGGGCCACAUGCAUCUGCACUCAGACAGCAAGCCCUUCAAAUGCCUCUACUGCCCCAGCAAGUUCACGCUGAAGGGCAACCUCACCAGACACAUGAAGGUCAAACAUGGCGUCAUGGACAGAGGGUUGGAUGAAAGACUGUUUCGGCAAAGAGGCCGGUUCUGCCUGUCCACCUCGAUGGGCCUCCUCACCCACUUCAGCCAAGAGGAGCCCUUCGACCUCUCCCAGAAGCCCCCCGGUCUGCCCAGCCUCCGCCUCUCCCAGUCCGAUGGCGAAAGCAUGCCGGGAAGCUCCUGCCAGGAGGAGGAGGACGAGGAGAGCUUGUACAGAAGGAGUCAGUACAGCCCCGAGGUGGACCAGCACGAGCCGGCAGGCGAGGAGCAGUACAUCCCCGAGCUGGAGGAGAGAGGGCCGAGCAAGGCUCAGAAACAGCAGAAGUACCAGCAAAGUUUAGAGGACGAGACGUUUGAGAGGGAGUCAGCAGCAGAGGGAGAACCUGUAGAUCCCAGAGAGAACCAGGUGCGCCGCUCACAGUCAGAAACAUCCUACGAAUCCGACGCAGAGCUAGGCGAGCAGGCGUACGGCCACGAAACAGUCCGUAGGCAGUCGUACGACUAUGAAUCUGUUUCAGAGCUAGAGGACCAUCAGCAGGAGCUAGACGAGGAAAGCAAACGGGAGUCGGAUGGCUUUUACGAGGCCAUCGAUGUGGCAGAGACAAACUAGAAAAGACUGGAGACGGAUUAGUGAAACAGUGGCACACAAGUGAAUUUACGGGUCGCGGGGUGAAAACAAAGACAAGCAAUGAGAUAAAUCAGUCAAAGAAUGAGAAGAAGAUGCAGGUUUUAGGGAAUGUUGAUGUUUUUCUUAACAGGAAAAAGGAGAGGAUGUUCCGCAGACACUCCCCUGAGGAGAGAGGAAAGCGUGUAGGUCUCAAAACACAACUGACUUUGGAGGAUGUGAGCUCGUAGCUUAACCAAAAAAAAAAAAGAAUGUUUAACAUAUUGUGUGUUUUUUUUUUAAAGAGCAAAAAAUAAAAAUAACUGAAAUACAAAGCUGUGAAGCAUACUGCAUGUACAUACACUGAUCAAUAGUCGCUGACUGACAGGUUUGUGCGAAUGGAAGCAUACGAUUAGAAGUUUUUGUAAAUAAAAUGCAAAAAUAUAUUUAAUGUUUUAGUUUUUUACAAAUCAUUUUGCAAUGUUCGCUCAAAUAUGCAACUUUUAUCGUCUAAUCUGUGAUAUAAAAAUCUGUUGUGCAUGCUUUCCUGUACAAAAAGUCUAAUUCACUGGGUGUAGUGAUGUUUUUUAUGUUUGACUGACAACGCAUACGGCAAAGCUUGAGUGUCUUUAUGGAAUAAACUGUGAUUUUUCUUUUAAUUUUCAAAUUUUAGAAUGGUUUAUGUAUAUGAAUUUUAUAUGGGGGACGUCUGGGUUUUUAUGGUAUGUUGUAUGGCAGUGAUCUGAUUGUGAUUCUACAAAAUAAAUGCUGAAAUAAAAGCUUGAACGCGUCAA